AUGGCGAAGCAGAGCGGGCUGCUCCAGCUCGCGCUAUGCGCGCUGAUGAUCUAUACCAUGUUCCUCGUGUGGGGUCUAUUGCAGGAAAAGAUCACCAGCACCGUGUAUACCACGGGCGAGGACCCCCUGGAUCCGUUCGCGGAAGGCGAGCGCUUCGAGUACGGCGUGCUGCUCAACGCGGUCCAGGCGCUCUUUUCGUGCGCCGCAGCGUCGGCAUAUUUGCUUUUGCGUGCGUCUCCGUCGACCGGCACGAACGGGUGCCUAGCCUCGCGCCUGGGCCUUUCGGUGCUGACGCCCAAGGGGUGUCACCGAGCGCUGAUCGCACGCGGCAAGGUGCCUGCGACCGAGGCCGAGCCGCGCGGGCUCGCCAAGUACGUCUCGCCGCUUGCGCAGCGCUACUUUUUCAUUUCCGCACUGCAGUCCACCGGCUCGUGGCUGAGCAUCGUGUCGCUGCGCUACCUGUCGUUCCCUGCGAUUACGCUGGCCAAGUCGAGCAAGCUUGUGCCUGUGCUGCUGAUGAAUGUGCUGCUGUACCGCCGCAAGUUUGCACCGUACAAGUACGUCGUCGUGAUGCUUGUCACGAUCGGCGUCUACAUGUUCAUGGCGCUCGGCAAGCCCUCGAAGAAAAAGGGCCCGACCGGCGGCGGCCACAUUGGCAUGGCGCUCCUGGCGAUCCACCUGCUGCUCGACGGCACGACCAACAGCACGCAGGACGACGUGUUUGCGACCUAUGGCACCGAACUCGUGACUGGCACGCAGAUGAUGCUCGUCAUGAAUGCGAUUUCGGCGUCGUACAUGACGUUCACGCUGCUGCUGCCGGAAGGCCUCGGCGCGUUUGUCACGUCGCACAUCCGCCUCGCGCUCGCAUCGCUCGUGCAUCCCCACUGGAUCGCGCAGUUCCUUGCGGAAGGACUCAGCGGUCCGGUGGCUCUCUCUUUCACGCCGCAGCUCGUGUCGGGCGUGCAGUUCUUGCUGCGUCACCCUGACGCGGCGCGCGACGUGGCACUCUACGCGCUUGCGGGCGCUGCCGGCCAGAUUGCCAUCUUUGAGACGCUUGAGCGCUUCGGCAGCCUGACGCUCGUCUCUAUCACGGUCACACGCAAGCUCUUUACGAUGCUCCUCUCGAUCCUGGUGUACCAGCACCAUCUGCGCAGCCUGCAGUGGGUCGGUGUCGCAGUCGUCUUUGCGGGCCUCUUUUUGGAGCUGCGCGAAAAGCAGCGCCAGUCGGCUGCCGCAAAGGCCGCCAAGCGCCAGUAG
Messenger RNA from Malassezia japonica, 1257 nucleotides. It is a transcript of the gene HUT1, whose product is annotated as UDP-galactose transporter. NCBI's taxonomy places the organism in Eukaryota, Fungi, Basidiomycota, Malasseziomycetes, Malasseziales, Malasseziaceae. The coding region runs from base 1 to 1257 and encodes 418 amino acids. The transcript is spliced from 2 exons. The record is from RefSeq and is a predicted model, not a curated record. Gene Ontology annotation, molecular function: UDP-glucose transmembrane transporter activity; UDP-galactose transmembrane transporter activity. Gene Ontology annotation, cellular component: Golgi membrane; endoplasmic reticulum membrane. Gene Ontology annotation, biological process: UDP-galactose transmembrane transport.